This is a messenger RNA of Daucus carota subsp. sativus, 1243 nucleotides long. RefSeq names its product ADP,ATP carrier protein. The coding region runs from base 20 to 1243 and encodes 407 amino acids. Gene Ontology annotation, molecular function: ATP:ADP antiporter activity. Lineage: Eukaryota; Viridiplantae; Streptophyta; Magnoliopsida; Apiales; Apiaceae. The transcript is spliced from 4 exons. Gene Ontology annotation, cellular component: mitochondrial inner membrane. The record is from RefSeq and is a predicted model, not a curated record. Gene Ontology annotation, biological process: mitochondrial ATP transmembrane transport; mitochondrial ADP transmembrane transport.
UUGGUGAGUCUGCGUGUAUAUGAACACAGCAGACAGUGAAGAUUCUACAGUCUUCUCCGGUCCUCGAAAUAAACGCCAAAACUUGUCGAUUACUGCCUUGAUGUCAAAAAUGGCGGACCGAACAACACACCCAUCUGUCUUUCAGAAGAUUCAGGGACAAUCUUACUUGUUCUCUCCAGUUUCCCCCAGCAUGCAGUCCAGAAAUGCUGCUCUGCACAGACCGGCUGAUAGAUAUGUGAAUGGACUUCUAAAAGCUCCAUUUUGCUUAGAAAACAGAAGUAUUUACCAACAACUUGCUGCACCACUGUCUCCAGUUUUUGUAAACGCUCCCUCGGAGAAAUCUUUAAGUGGAUUUGUGGUGGAUUUCCUCAUGGGAGGAGUCUCUGCUGCUGUAUCUAAGACAGCUGCUGCUCCAAUCGAGCGUGUCAAACUUCUGAUUCAGAAUCAGAGUGAGAUGAUUAAAGCUGGUCGGCUAUCUGAACCAUAUAAAGGAAUUUCUGAUUGCUUUGCCAGGACUGUAAAGGAUGAAGGUGUUGUUUCUCUCUGGAGAGGCAACACUGCUAAUGUUAUCAGAUACUUCCCCACCCAGGCCCUAAACUUUGCUUUCAAGGAUUACUUUAAGAGCCUGUUUAAUUUUAAGAAGGACGAGAGUUACUGGAAAUGGUUUGCUGGAAACUUGGCAUCAGGUGGUGCUGCUGGUGCUUCAUCUCUUUUAUUUGUUUAUUCGCUGGAUUAUGCCCGAACACGAUUGGCUAAUGACGCAAAGGCUGCUAAAAAAGGCGGGGAAAGGCAAUUUAAUGGUUUGGUCGACGUUUACAAGAAGACUUUGAAGUCUGAUGGUGUAGCGGGGCUCUAUCGUGGAUUCACCAUUUCAUGCUUGGGAAUCAUAGUGUAUCGCGGGCUCUACUUUGGGCUGUAUGAUUCGAUAAAACCUGUGGUAUUGGUUGGUGAGUUGCAGGAUAGUUUCCUGGCAAGUUUCUUACUGGGAUGGGGAAUCACCAUCGGUGCUGGAUUGGCUUCUUACCCUCUUGAUACGGUACGGAGAAGGAUGAUGAUGACCUCAGGAGAGGCAGUCAAAUACAAGAGCUCAAUGGAUGCACUGAAACAGAUUCUUAAGAAUGAAGGAUACAAGUCCCUCUUCAAAGGUGCUGGGGCAAACAUCCUCCGUGCGGUCGCAGGUGCUGGUGCCCUUGCAGGGUACGACAAGUUGCAGCAUAUAGUGUUGGGAAAGAAAUAUGGAUGA